Vigna radiata var. radiata (mung bean) is the source of this 610-nucleotide messenger RNA. RefSeq names its product 11-beta-hydroxysteroid dehydrogenase 1B-like. Lineage: Eukaryota; Viridiplantae; Streptophyta; Magnoliopsida; Fabales; Fabaceae. The record is from RefSeq and is a predicted model, not a curated record. The transcript is spliced from 2 exons. The coding region runs from base 69 to 434 and encodes 121 amino acids.
ACUAAUUGUGAUGGUUUGAAUGGUAACUGCAGGCGAGCAAAGCAGCGAUAACAAACUUCUUUGAGACAAUGAGAAUGGAAUCUGGCACUGCUAUCGGCAUAACAAUUGCCACGCCCGGUUUUAUCAGGACAGACCUUACAUUAAAGGCCAAAUUUGAAUUGAAGUUAUGGCUGUUGAAAGAUUUGAACAAGUUUUUUGCAAUUCAGGAUGUUAUGAGAAUAGUUCCAAUGGGGUCAGCUAGUGAAUGUGCUAAAGCCAUAGUUGAAAGUGCAUGCAGGGGAGAUAUGUAUGUUACAUAUCCUUCUUGGUACAGAGUGUUGUUUCCUUGGAAGGUGCUUCAUCCUCAAUUCGUAGAUUGGGCCUUCAACUUGAUCUUUCCAAACAAGUCUGCCAUGAAAGGCAAUCUCAUGAUGCCAGAGCAUAAGGCAGAAUAAACUCUUACCUCUCUACCAAUGAAGGUAACUUGGAAGUGUUUGUGACCAAGAUACUUCAUAAUAAUUAUAAGACUUUACUUUUUUGUCUUUUUCUUUUUUGUUGUUGUGGAAUUAUGUUAAUUAAUAAUAAUAGAAAAUUUGGGAGUGUUCUUUGUUCUUUUUUUUUUUUUCCUGAA